GUUGCCAAGCGCAAAUUUUGGCAUAUAAGCGCAAAAAUGAGCAGCAGUCCGUCGCAUGCAGCCAGCCGCGCACCGGCGGGACCUGAGGAAUUCAGCAGGUACCUAUAGACUCCUCUGAGCUCUGUCCCCGUCAGAUGUGGACGACGCGCACUCUGAACACUUCGACCGCGCGCACUCCUCACGUGCGAUAGAUGGAAGUCAGUGCGCCGCGCAACUGUCGCCGCGCAACAACCCCGAGGCGUCUUGGCAUCUGGAAUAUUGCAGCUGGCAGGAGAUUUUUUUUCAUCGGUUUGGCGGAAUUUUAAAGACGACCAAAAAGUGUUCUCCAUUCCGCAGCAGUGUUACCGUCAUGAAGAGUCCCCUUCCUUUCCUGGGCUGGGUUAGAGCCGCGAGCUUGUACCUGUGCCUGACCCAGACCGCCCUGGCCGUGGUCCUCACCAACUCCACGCGGCUGGAGUCCAUCCUGGACAAGUUCCGGGACCAGGACGAGGAGUGGUGGAGGGCGAGGCCAAGGGGCAAGAGGGCCAUCAGCGAGGGAGACAUGCACCUCAUCCUGGACCUGCACAACAAGCUGCGCGGUCAGGUCCACCCUCCUGCCUCCAACAUGGAGUACAUGGUAUGGGAUAAUGAGUUAGAGCGGAGCGCAGAACACUGGGCACAUACCUGCCGGUGGGAACAUGGGCCGAGCCACAUGCUGACUCAAAUAGGCCAAAACCUCGGAGCGCACUGGGGCAGGGACCGCCCACCUACCUACCACGUCCAGGCAUGGUAUGAUGAGGUGAGAUACUACAGCUACCCCUACUCCCAGGAGUGUAACCCACACUGUCCGUUCAGAUGCUCAGGACCUGUGUGCACUCACUACACUCAGUUGGUGUGGGCAACCAGUAAUCGCAUUGGGUGUGCCAUCAACGUGUGCUACAACAUGAACGUGUGGGGCAUGAUCUGGGCCAAAGCUGUCUAUCUGGUCUGCAACUACUCUCCACCGGGUAACUGGUGGGGUCACGCUCCAUAUAAAUAUGGAACUCCCUGCUCUGCCUGUCCAGCCAGCUAUGCUGGAGGCUGCAGGGACAACCUCUGCUACAAAGACGGGGGUGUGGACAGGCGUCCGCCUCCUGAGAUCGAGGAGAACUACAUUGAGCCCGAACCCGAGCCGGUGAGGGACAGAGAGCCCCAACCCAGGGCCCAGUCACCCGACCCCACGCCCACUGACAACCGGGAGGCCAACCAGGUUGUCAGCACAGAGCAGAUGUGCCAACAAGUCGACUGUGAGACCAAGCUGAGAGAUCAGUGCAAGGGGACCACUUGUAACAGAUACGAGUGUCCACCUGGCUGCCUUCACAGGUCUGGGAAAGUGGCCGGGACUGGAUAUUAUGACAUGCAAUCCAGUGUGUGUGGAGCCGGCUUACACUCUGGUGUCAUUGACGAUGAUGGAGGAUGGCUGGAUGUGACGAGACUCGGCAGAAAGCAGCAAUUCACCAAAUCAUACAAGAAUGGUAUUCAAUCAAUUGGGAAAAACAGAAGUGCAAAUUCCUUCAAAGUAGAGUCAGUGCCUGUCAAGGCAGUAACAUGUGACACCACCGUGGCACUUUUCUGCCCUUUCAAGAAACCUCUGCGACACUGUCCCAGGUUGUAUUGUCCCAGGAACUGUUUGCGUGACAGUCGAGCCCGAGUCGUCGGGACAAAGUAUUACGCAGAUAAAUCCAGUAUCUGCAGAGCGGCCAUUCACGCUGGAGUGAUCCGGGGCGAGUCCGGAGGAUACCUCGAUGUGAUGCCAGUGGACAGAAGGAGGCAGUACAGUGGCAGUUACCAGAAUGGCAUCUCCUCAGAGAGCCUUCUGAACCCAACAGGAGGAAAAGCCUUCAGAGUGUUUGCAGUCAUCUGAAAAACCCACUGUCAAAGGGCAGAGUACCGUCAAAACAUGGCUCCCUUCACAUCCAGCAAACCCACUCAUUACCGUCGUACAUCAUGCAAUUACAUUCAGUCCUACAGUAAAUGAGUCAGCUUUCAGCCUCGGACAUCAAAUGUAACAUGACUUUUAUCAAGGCUUCCCUCAUAAGUUUGGUCACGAUUCCAAACAUAGCGAAGCGAAGAAUUCUUGGUGAAUGAUGAUCACGCGUGUCUUUCGUAUUACAUCUUUCUGGAGCUGGCCACAAUGAUCACAUACUGUCCUGCUCCGAUGCAUCAUUGCAGACAUGAUAUCAUGACAUCAUGUUUGUAACACUUGAAUAUACUGUGCGCCACCACAUUUUAGCACCACACCAGCUCAGCUGCCUCCCAUAAUAUCAUAGGGUGAAGGUUUCUGAGGAGAUCCAAACCAGAUGUUAAGUAAAACUACAAAUAAAUUGAUAGAAUCUAAUGAAUAAGUAUAGGUCAGAAAUAAACAGAUAAAUACAUCUGUGAAUGUGAAUAAAUUAAUCCAAACUAAUUUGAUACAUGUUUUACUUUCACCUAAGCAAUCUGCAAAUUUCCCCCUCUAGAAACAGGAUUUCUUUUUUCCAACCCUAGAACUACACGUUACUUGAAUUGAAUUGUCUCCAUGGGUGUGACCUAAUUAAAAGAUUAGCACUUUGCACAGUUGUUUCAGCGGUUUCCUCGUCCCAGAGUUGGUGUGUUUUUUUUAAUGGGUUUUUGGUAAGAUGCCUGAAACAAGUUCUGUGGUUAACACAAGCUCAAGACAUUUUCACAUUUUACUCUACAAUAUAAAAUUUUAAUUUGUAUACUUUUUACGUGUCUUUUGCUUGCUAACGGUGGCAAAAUGAGACUGCGUUGGUUGUUGGCGACAUUAAAUGUCAUCACGCCCGAAACUGCUCUAUGGCCUUGUUGUGUGUACGCAAAAAUAUGUCUAACGUUCUACAAAGCAAAGCUUUUACACAAAAAUCAAAUUACAAGUAAGCUUGCAUGCAGAAGCAUAGUGAUAGUGGCGCAGUCCGUCUAUAGCUGACAUUGUUUUUUUUUACAUUGGCCGAUUGUAUUUAGGCUUCAAAAUUAUCAUAAAAGUGGUGUUCAUUUGUGAAGAUUAUCUUGCUGAACAAAUUUGUAUCAUGAAUUUUCGUUUGUCACAGAGCUUAUGUGAUGCAUGAAUCCAAAAAUUACAUUUGCUUUUUGGGAAUCAUCCCUGCAGCACUCUAUAACCCCACUUUUCAUCAUGGUGAUAAAGUACAGUACAGCAACAAUGCAGGCAAUGAAAUACAGACUGUAUAUUUCUGUACAUAAUAAUGUUGUAAAUAAUGCUGGACACAAUAUGAAAUGUGUGCUACUGUUGCCUUUUUUCAUUUACGUUUCUAACACAUUACCAGCCAUACAAAUAAAUCCAACAAAAAAAUUGUAGAUGGUGAAACAGCUUCUGCAUGCAAAACAUAUACUUAUCACCCACGCUUUGAAUUCCCCCAUAAUUCCAUCAUAGUCAUAUGCUUGUAAAUAUUGUGUAUGUAACAUUUCUCAUCUUUUGUUUAUAGAUUUUAUAUGUAUGGACCCUGGCUGGCCAGGCAUGUGCAUGGCAGAAUCCUAAUUAGAAUACUUGCAUAUAAAGUUCAAAUGUGUUUUUUUUUAUUUGAAUGUUGUUAUUUCUUAUUGUAUAAAGAGUCUAUGUCAUAAAAUCAAUAAACUAUAUUCCCCUGCUCAGGA
Messenger RNA from Scophthalmus maximus (turbot), 3624 nucleotides. Its product is annotated as cysteine-rich secretory protein LCCL domain-containing 1. Bases 350 to 1882 code for a protein of 510 amino acids. Gene Ontology annotation, cellular component: extracellular region. The transcript is spliced from 15 exons. Lineage: Eukaryota; Metazoa; Chordata; Actinopteri; Pleuronectiformes; Scophthalmidae. The record is from RefSeq and is a predicted model, not a curated record.